UCGACCAUCAAGAAUGGAAUUGUUAAGUGUGACUCCUGACCUUACAGAGUCAGGUCCUAUCGAUAGAAUAGUUUCAAUUAUUCGUGUCAAUUAGCUCUGGGACCAUACCUAUCGUUUUGUUUACUAACGGAUUUUUAUUUGAGUGGAUGAUACGCCGACAUGGAUUUCUUGAAGAACCGAGACCUGAAAAAUGUGCCUACCAUCUACGAAUAUUAUAAAGGCAAGACCAUCUUCAUAACUGGUGGCACAGGUUUUAUGGGCAAAGUUUUAGUAGAGAAACUGCUAUACUCCUGUUCAGAAUUGGACAGAAUCUAUUUGCUGUUGAGAAAUAAGAAAGGGGUGAAAGCGGAGGAGAGAUUGGCAUCUUUGUAUUCUUCUAAGUGUUUUGAUCGGCUGAGAAAGGAGAAACCAGAUAUUUUUCAGAAGAAGGUUUUCUUUAUUGCCGGUGACUGCAGUGAAAUUGGAUUAGGAAUUUGUGCAGAAGACCGGACUUUGAUUGUCAACAGAACGAAUAUAAUUUUUCAUGUUGCAGCCAGCGUAAGAUUUGAUGAUUCGCUAAAAACUGCAGCCAGGCUAAACCUUCGCGGCACAAAGGAGAUGGUGGAACUUGCUAAGGAAGUCCGGCAUUUGGAGGUGCUAGUCCAUGUUUCUACGUCAUACGCCAAUACGAACAGAAAAUGCAUCGAAGAGGUCAUCUAUCCGGCUUUUGCGGACUGGAGGGACACGCUGGAUAUAUGUGAGAACAUCGAUGAUCACAUGCUUAAUGCUCUCACCCCUAAGUAUUUAGGCGAGCUCCCAAAUACUUAUGUGUUUACAAAGCAAUUGGCGGAACAUGUACUGGCGGAGCAGAAAGGCAAACUGCCUAUCGUCAUAAUGAGGCCAUCUAUUGUGAUAUCGAGCCACACUGAACCAUUAGUGGGAUGGAUAGAAAACCUAAAUGGGCCAGUUGGAAUGAUGAUUGCAAGUGGUAAAGGAAUUCUACGGACAAUGUACACCAAUCCAGAUUUAGAAGCAGACUAUAUACCAGUUGAUGUAUGUAUAAAGUCCUUCAUAGCAGGGGCUUGGGCGAGAGGCACUCAAAAGUUGAAACCAACAGACGAGAUAGACGUGUACAAUUGUUCGUCCAGCCACAUGAAAACUAUGACUAUGGGCGAAGUUGUUGACUACGGCAAGAAAAUUGUCCGCGAGAUUCCUUUAGAGGGCAUGCUCUGGUAUGCUGGCGGGUCCCUGACGACUUCUAGACUGAUGUACUACUUUAAGGUGCUGUUCUUUCACUUAUUGCCAGCCGUUUUGGUGGAUCUUGUGUUAAGGAUUACUGGGAACAAGCCAAUGCUGGUCAAACUCCAACGCCGCAUCUAUACAGCUAAUUUAGCUUUGCACUACUACGUUACCCAGCAAUGGACAUUCACCAACAAAAACAUCAUAGAACUUCGAGAGAAGAUCAGAGAAGAAGACCGAGAUCACUUCUAUUACGAGAUGGAGACGAUAAACCCUGAAGAGUUCUUCAAGAACGCGUGUAUUGGAGGGAAGGAGUACAUACUGAACGAGAGAAUGGAAAAUCUUCCAAAAGCUAAGGCCCAUUUUAGAAGAAUGGAGCUAUUGGACCGGGUGGUCAGUACUGCAAUACAAGGCUACGUCCUAUGGUUUCUCCUCAAUAUUGGAUUUGUGAAGCGAUUCCUGCAAUCUAUCUUUUAUUAAUGUCUUUUGAAUAAAUUAGGUACCAAUUUUAAUAAACUUUAUAAUCAAAACGGAAUAAUAAAAUUAAUUUUAUGAUCUAAAUA
Messenger RNA from Maniola jurtina (meadow brown), 1781 nucleotides. Its product is annotated as fatty acyl-CoA reductase 1-like. The record is from RefSeq and is a predicted model, not a curated record. Gene Ontology annotation, cellular component: peroxisome. The transcript has 14 exons. Gene Ontology annotation, molecular function: alcohol-forming very long-chain fatty acyl-CoA reductase (NADP+) activity. Gene Ontology annotation, biological process: long-chain fatty-acyl-CoA metabolic process. Bases 160 to 1698 code for a protein of 512 amino acids. Lineage: Eukaryota; Metazoa; Arthropoda; Insecta; Lepidoptera; Nymphalidae.